This is a messenger RNA of Neoarthrinium moseri, 726 nucleotides long. RefSeq lists its product as uncharacterized. Gene Ontology annotation, biological process: mitochondrial electron transport, NADH to ubiquinone. The transcript is spliced from 5 exons. Lineage: Eukaryota; Fungi; Ascomycota; Sordariomycetes; Amphisphaeriales; Apiosporaceae. The record is from RefSeq and is a predicted model, not a curated record. Bases 1 to 726 code for a protein of 241 amino acids.
AUGUCGACACGACAGGCUGCACUGUCGCUGUACCGCCGCUCACUGAAGCUGUCCCUCGACUGGGCCGUCCACCGGCACCUAUGGCGCGGCCAGGCCCUCUACAUCCGAUCCCUCUUUGAGGCCAACCGAAGCGUCACAGAUCCCCGAAAGCAGAGGGCAUUACUGGCCGAGACGGAAAAGCUGCUCGAGACGUGGAAGCACCCCGACCCGUAUUGCCACCCGACAGCUCCAGGAGGUUCCAAGUACGAGAGAAACCUGCCCGCGCAUACAACGGCUCAUAUCGAUGACCAGAGGGGAAAAGAAAACACUGAAGACCAAGUUGUCAACCACAUAUCCGAUCAUUGUCCGUAUCCCAUCUUCUCCCUUGUCCGUGUUCAACGCAUGAUAGAUAGCGCUGCCGCUACCAUUCUAUCCGCCCGCGGUACUCUGCCGAUAGCGAGGGGCUUGGGAAAGACUGGUGCGCCCUUCGACCGCGGCCCAAAACGGGAUUGGUAUUGGCACGCCACUGAGUUGCACUCGGGAGUCGGGACGCGUUAUUAUCGCAGAUGGGUAUCUGUCGUCCAUAUCCGCGGUCCAUCUGGGAUAGCUACGAGUGACCACUGGCCUUUCCUCUCCCUCAACCAUCUACAUGACGAUACAGAUAUACCAACUCGGGACGAAUUUCGUUGCGGCAAUGCUUGGUUCGAGAAACGUGCGCAAGGCCGAUCGUCGAACACUGAGCCAUAG